Lachancea meyersii CBS 8951 is the source of this 1332-nucleotide messenger RNA. NCBI's taxonomy places the organism in Eukaryota, Fungi, Ascomycota, Saccharomycetes, Saccharomycetales, Saccharomycetaceae. The record is from the annotation of a GenBank genome assembly.
AUGAUCACCACGCAAAGUACCACGCAGAGUACGACAACGAAAAGACGUAACUCGCUUCACACUAAUCUUUUUGACCCGCAGCUGUUCCAGGUACCGUCCGCGCCCCAGGGCUACCGGCGCUCGCUGAGUCCACUGGAUCCUCCUCGCUCGACUCUUGUGCAGCGCGGCGCGCUGCAAAAGCUAUCGUCUCAUGUCCCCCAGAAAGUGAAAGACUGUCUUCCCGACGUCAACAUCAAAGUAAUGGCUUUAUGCUGUGUCUGGUACGUCACAUCGUCCGUCUCCAGCAAUCUCUCCAAAGCCAUUUUGAGUGGCUUUCCGCAUCCAGUGGCUCUCACAGAGCUACAAUUUUUCAUCAGCGCAUUGUUGUGUGUGCUUUUCGUCACCAUAGCUAACCAGCUCAGCUCCGAGGCCCAUAAGGCAGGUUCCAUGUCUCGAGCUGUCCUUUCCUUUCCAGAAGGUAUAAUCCCCAGCUAUCUAAACGGCAACUUCAAGUUGUGCGUGGUUUACAAGUUCUUGAGGCCAUGCAAGCUAGCAUUGGCUGCUACAUUUCCGAUGGGCAUUUUCCAGCUAGUUGGCCACAUUAGCUCGCAUAAAGCAACUUCUCUCAUACCAGUUUCCUUCGUUCAUUCGGUCAAAGCUUUGUCUCCAAUAAUGACUGUAUGUUACUACAGAUUUUUUAAGGGAAAACACUACAACACGAUGACAUAUCUUACAUUGAUACCUUUAAUAAGUGGGGUCAUCACGACCUGUUGGUCAACACAUGGUCACAGAAAGGUGGACGGACCAGUCAGCGAAAGUCAAUUCAUCCAAGGCCUAUGUUUUGCUUUAUUGUCGAUGAUGAUCUUCGUUUACCAGAAUAUUUUCGCCAAGAAUAUCUUAACCGUCAAGAAAGAGCGUGGGAUUUUACCCUCCAAGUCUGAAAAGCAGUCUAUUCCUAAUAAAAAAGAGAUUUCGCCUUUACAGAUCGACAAACUCACAAUCCUCUUUUACUGCUCAUGUAUUGGCUUUAUUUUGACGUUACCCAUUUUCAUUUCAAAUGAGCUGCUUAACAUGAGCUCAACUAAAAGCGUGUUCAAUGACCUUACAGGCAGUGCUCUGUUGCUGGUAUUUAUCCACGGAUGUACCCACUUUUUCCAAGCCAUGCUUGCAUUUCAACUAAUCGGGAUGUCAAGUCCUGUUAACUACUCCAUCGCCAACAUCAUGAAGCGCAUCGUUAUAAUCGCGGUGGCUCUUUCAUGGGAGUCGCGCUUUUCUUUGCAGCAAGUUUUUGGCCUGUCGCUAACAGUGCUAGGUUUGUACGGUUACGACAGGUGGGGACUUGCUAGGAAAUGA